UGAUAACGAAAAUCGGUGCACAAUUACGACGAGAGGAUCGCAAUAGCAAUUCGAGCUAGUUUUUCGGAGCAGUUAUCAUCAAGAUCUAUAAAGAUCUUCUAAUUUCCGACGAGUAAUACGAAAACUUCACAUUUUUCAACUCUCGAAAAUGCAUUUGAGAUACUAUCGCGGAGAGGAUGGCAAUCGGGUGUACACCCUGAAGAAAAUAGAUCCAAAUACUGGUAACCAAACAUUAAGCGCUCAUCCAGCUCGAUUUACACCAACUGAUCAACAUUCCAAAGAACGGAUUCGUAUUAAAGAAAGAUUUGGACUCUUGCCUACUCAAAAACCAGCACCAAUUUACUGAUAUCAUAAAUGUACACUAUAUAAGUAGGACAGGAUAUAAAAAAUGAAUUAAAACCCAGUUUGUAACUAUAUUUUAAUAAAUAAAAUAAACAAUUUUUUAUCAUAA
Messenger RNA from Sipha flava (yellow sugarcane aphid), 451 nucleotides. RefSeq names its product H/ACA ribonucleoprotein complex subunit 3 (gene Nop10). Gene Ontology annotation, cellular component: box H/ACA snoRNP complex; box H/ACA telomerase RNP complex. Gene Ontology annotation, molecular function: telomerase RNA binding; box H/ACA snoRNA binding. The record is from RefSeq and is a predicted model, not a curated record. The transcript has 3 exons. Lineage: Eukaryota; Metazoa; Arthropoda; Insecta; Hemiptera; Aphididae. The coding region runs from base 149 to 346 and encodes 65 amino acids. Gene Ontology annotation, biological process: ribosome biogenesis; rRNA pseudouridine synthesis; positive regulation of telomerase RNA localization to Cajal body.